AUGAAUAAUACUCAUCCCCAUAAUACAACCAUGACGGGAGGGGUGAAUUGGGAACAAUUUCCGCAAGGAGUCUUGUCGUGUAUUGCGUGUAUUGUGAGUUUGAUUUGGUUCUGCUGCAGCCUGAAGGGAAUGUUUAAAAAUCAAAUUAGCCUUCAAAGAAAAUUAUUUGUCAUGAUAUUUUGCUCGUGUUUUAUUCGCACAAUGCAAUCUCUCAUAUUUAAUCAGCUGUGUUUUAGAUACAACAGAGACAAUCCGAUUUGUCCCUACAUUUCCAAAGUGUCUCAAAUUUUGGAUAUUUACGCUAGUUCAAGCAAUUUUGUAAUCUAUCUAAUAUUGGGUUUGUAUUGGGCAGAGCAAUAUUUCACUAUGAAGAAAAUUCAAGAUGACACUUCUUAUGAGAGUUCUUCAGGGAGUGAAACAAAUACCUACUUUAUGAAAGUGAGAAAGAUAUUGAACAUUAUUUUCUGGGUGCUUUCCGUGCUGUCUUUUCUAUUUGUCACCCCAUUUGCAAUUUUGAUUACUGUGUUGGAUCAUCAUACAUUUGGUUAUGGAACGUGGAGUUAUCAAAUAUCACGACUCGUUAUUCGAUUAAUUUUGUCAUGGGGAAUUUGCCUGACAUUAAUGAUUUUUGGUCUUCUUGUGUUUAGAUUGUACAGAAAACAAGAUAACUCCACGGAAGAAUCAAGUCAAUCUCGAAAGAAUAUUCAAAAAGUGGCUUUGAUUUCAAUUAUUUGUACUUCUGCAUACUUCUUCCUGUCGUGCACCAAUAUUGCGACAACGAUAGAAUGGGAAUGGUACUCUCGCUUUGAAUAUGCUUAUGUUUUCUAUAUUACCUUUGCAUUGAUUGAACUUUUUGCAAAUGCCAUCCUUUUAGCAUUUCUUAUACCAAAACCGGUGGCCAUGGCUAUUGGUAGAUGUUUUUCCUUACCAUGUUGUGGACAGGAGGAAAGUGAAAAAGCAAUUAUGCUCAGGAAUAAGCUGUUCUAUGAUAACAUUAUUUCAUUAGAUGAAGAAACCUUUCAAGAAUUCGUCUCUGAGCAAAACGACUUUGAAAGUGAUGUGUUACCUGAGGAAAGCCCAAUCAUCUACAACAGUAGCCUGUCGUCAUCAUAUGAUUCGCCAAUUUUAAAUCAAAAGAUGUAG
This is a messenger RNA of Naegleria fowleri, 1143 nucleotides long. RefSeq lists its product as uncharacterized. Lineage: Eukaryota; Heterolobosea; Eutetramitea; Acrasida; Naegleriidae. Bases 1 to 1143 code for a protein of 380 amino acids. The record is from RefSeq and is a predicted model, not a curated record. The transcript is spliced from 5 exons.